UUUUCGUUGAAAAAGUCUACUACUGAGUGUGAAAAGCGUUUGUACCCAUCAUUGUUUGAACCAAAUAAUAUUUGCUAAAUUUAUCAGCUUAUUUUCAUGUUGAUAGCUCAAAUUGAGAAGACAAGAUAUUUGAAAACGUCUCUGAGGUUCAGAUAAAAUAAUUAAAUAAAUUAAACCAUUCGUUUUUUCGUCUAAGAUAGUGUAAGUAUAAGUUAGAUAAGAAAAGCAUUCUUAUCUGCUUCAAAAGGCAAUUCUUUCCUCAAUUCAUAAUAUAAAAAUGUAAAUAUCUCUGAAGGUUAUCUAUUUAUAUAAAUAAUGUUCACGUAGUGGCAAUCUGUUGGUGAUUUCCAAUUCUACAUUCUCGUUAAAAUGUUUUUUCAAUUGAAAUACAAUUUCAAAACAGAAAAUUUCGAAAAUAGAUCCACGGAAUCCAAUUUUGGAUUCUUCGAUAUAAUAUAUAGGAUGAAAGAAUAUAUUUAAAAUUAAAAGAGAACUGAGUAGUUUUUACCCACAAAAAACUUCUUAAGUUCGAAAAAUGAAAUGCACACUUAAUCUGUUAUGAAGAAAUGAUGUAAUCUAUUCUGUGAAAAUAUGUUGAUAAUCAAUAUAAUGAUUUUCUAAUAUUAUGAAAUUCACUUAAUCCGAUCUCAUUCAGAGAUAACAGUUCAUGUCAGUAUUCAAGAUAAUUGGAUCAUUUCAAUUCCAUCUGAGAUUGUAAACACAUUACUACUUGGCUUCAAAAUGGUCGUUCUGAAAUACCGAGGCUUGUGUGCACCAGUAUUCACCGUUUUUCGUAAUGACCUGUCCGUUGAUGUGAGUAUCAUCCCAAGAUAUGCAAAAUUUUUAGCAGAUAAUGGAGUUGAUGGAGUACUGGUUCACGGCACUUCCGGAGAAGGCAUGUCGAUGACUGUCCAAGAAAGAAAAGCCGUCGUGGAGGAAUGGUCCAAAGCGGUGAAAACCACCAAGCAACAUCUGAUGGUCCAAGUGGGCGGGUGUCCCUUGCCUGACGUCAUCGAGUUGGCAAAACACGCCGAAUCCAUAGGCGUCGAUUCUUUGCUGUGUCUUCCUGAGCUGUAUUUCAGGCCGACGGUUACCAGACAGCUGAUAAAUUAUUUGAGGGUGAUUGGAGAGGCUGCCCCUAAGACACCACUACUUUAUUAUCACAUUCCUGCAUGGACCGGAGUAAACUUGAAUAUGGCAACGUUAAUGAAUGAAGCCGCCUCAGAACUACCAACUUUCCAAGGUAUCAAAUACACCUCUGUAGAUCUGGAAGGUGGGGCAGCUGCUUUGAAAGCAAAUAACGGGAAAUACGCUGUCUUCCUUGGAUCAGAUACGUUGAUGGCAGCUGCCUGUGGUAUGGGAUUCGAUUCCAUCAUUUCGACAACAUUGAACUUGUUGCCUCAAUCAGCAGUCGGUAUCAUGAAGGCAGUGAAAGAAUCCAGAAUUGAGGAAGCUAAGAAGAUUCAAGAACGUGUUACUGCCGCUUGCUCUAUCAUAACCAAACAUGGUGCUUGGGUACCGACUAUGAAAGUUGCUAUGAACCAUGUGACUUCCAUUAACGUUGGGAAAUCAAGACCACCCCUGGACAAUUUGACCGAGGCACAGGAGAAAGAGAUGAGAGAUUCGCUGAAAGCAAUAUCUGUCUUGUAGAUUAUUAUGAUCAAUACUCAAAUAUAUGCAAUAAUUUUUAUAUGA
This is a messenger RNA of Phaedon cochleariae (mustard beetle), 1695 nucleotides long. NCBI's taxonomy places the organism in Eukaryota, Metazoa, Arthropoda, Insecta, Coleoptera, Chrysomelidae. The record is from the annotation of a GenBank genome assembly.